UUAUGUUAAAUGGGUGAAAACUUCCAGUUUCAUUGUGAGUUUAAUAUAACAGUAAACGCUGUGUUUACUGUUAGUGUUAGAUGUUGUUAGUUAACGUGUUAGACCUACGUUUAUUGACAUUAUAAAGUAUACCAAAGUAUCAACGAAAAAGUUUAAGAUUCUUUAGAGCAGCAUAUCAGGAUUGCAGAUGGACACAUGCGUCAUUCAAGUUACCAAUGUUGCCCCAGUGGCCACCCUGGAGCAAAUGUCAACUUUAUUUGGCUAUCUUGGAAAAAUUGAACAAAUUCAGAUGUACCCUUCAGAUGACUCUAUCAUUCAACCAUUGUCCCGAGUAUGUUAUGUGAAAUUUGCAGAGUCCUGGAGUGUGGGAGUUGCUCAGCAUUUGACAAAUACUGUCUUUAUAGACAGAGCUCUAAUCGUAGUUCCAGUACCUGAUGGAAUAGUUCCUGAUGAAAGUAAAGCAAUGGCUCUGACAACUCCAACUUCAAGUAUAUCUGGGAUGAGCCCUUCCUCUGGAGCUGCACAGCUUGUUAAUCAGGUUACAGGAGUGGGUGGUACCCAGGUAAUAACCACUGUUGAUCCACGUCUCACAGCAUUGGGUCUUCCACAAUAUCCUCCUCUGCCAGCAAACAUGGACCCAACAAAAAUUGAAGAGAUCCGUCGCACUGUUUACUGUGGCAACUUAGAUUCUACUUUGACAGCUGAGCAACUGUUGAAGUUUUUCAACCAGAUAGGAGAGGUGAAGUAUGUACGCAUGGCAGGAGAUGAAACACAACCCACUCGAUUUGCUUUUGUGGAAUUCACUGAACAGGCUUCUGUGGCUAAUGCUCUCCAGUAUAAUGGAGUAAUUUUUGGUGGCAGACCAUUGAAAAUCAAUCAUUCAAACAAUGCAAUUGUGAAACCUCAAGCUAAGAGUUCAGAAGCUGCACAAAGGGAAAUUGAGGAGGCAAUGAAAAGAGUAAGAGAAGCACAAUCACUUAUAACAGCUGCAAUUGAACCAGAAAGAAGAUCAAUAUCUAAAUCGAGGCGGGAAUCACAUCAUCGUUCACGUUCACGUAGUCGAAAGUCCCCAGUCAGGUCUAAAGAUCAUCAUUCUCGAUCAAGAUCAAGGGAUAAAAGGAAAAAGUCUCCAAGCCCACGUAUUCGUAGAAGAACCCGCAGUCGGAGCAGAGAUAGAGUUCGGAAAAAAUCAACCCCACCACGUAGUCGUAGAGAUAGAAGCCGUAGUAGAGAAAGUAAAAAGAAGUCACUUCGAAGCAAAUCUGGUUCAAGGUCUCGUUCAAGAUCUCCUAUCAAGAGCAAGUCCAGUAAAUCAUCUAAAAGCAAAGAAGAUAGUCAUUCUGAGAAAAUUAAAGAUAAAGAUAAGAAAAAAUCUGAUAAAAAAGAUGAAGUUUUAGAAAAAGUACCGAAAGAGACUACUAGUGAAAGUAAAGAAGGUCCAGAACUUCCUGUAACUAAAGAUAAAGUUCCUGAGGAAAAAGAACCUUUAGAUGAUAAGAAGCCUGCUGAGGAUCAGACAAAGGAAACUGAUAAGCCAGAUGAAGAAAAACAAAAGACUAAAGAUGAGAGUGAUCACGAAAUUGAGGAAAAGAAGAAAAAGGAAAAAUCACCAGAGAAGGCCAGACGUUUAAGAAAGUCAAGAUCUCCUAGUAUUCGGAAGCGAUCAAAGUCACCCAGUAAACGGAGAGUAUCUCGUUCUCGAUCCCGCUCAAAAAGAAGGUCUCCAGUAUCCCCAGUAAAACGGAGACGUUCCCGUUCUCGUUCCAUAAGUCGUCGCCGUAGAUUGUCACCAUCACCACGUAGAAGGAGAUCACGUUCCCCAAUGCCACGUCGAAGAUCAAGAUCACCAUGGAGGUCAAGGACUCCCAUCAGAUCUUCUAGGUCACGGAGAGUUUCUCGCUCUCCUAGGCGGUCAAGGACACCAAAACGUAGAUCUCGCACACCAAAAAGACGUUCACGUUCAAGGUCUCCAAAAAGAGAACCAAUUUCCAAACACAAGAAGAAGAAAGAUAAAGAAAGAGAUCGCAGCCGUGAGCGAGAUAAAGACAAAAAGAGAAAACGCAAAGAUAAGGAUGAUGACAAAGACUCUGAAAAAGUCAAGGAAAGUAAAGUAAAGAGAGAUUAUGACGAGGAAGAGAAAGGUUAUGACAGUGGACAAGAAACAGUAAAGAAGAUUAAAGUCAGUGAUAGAGAAUCUAGUGCUUCACCAAUCAAACCUGAGAAAAUAACUACUGCAGCUGCAUCCAGUCCAGAAAGCCCUGCAAAAUCUGAUAUGGAUCUUGAUAGUGACUAGAGAAAGUGUUUGAAACCAGCUAUUCUUUCCAUGGCAGAUAUAUCAGACAUUAGCUGUUGAGUUUCUCUACAUUUUUAUGGCUUUAGUUAACUUUUUCCAUAUCACUAAAAGCCUCUAAAAUAACGUGAGUGUGUUUAGGUUUGGGUAGUUAACCUUAAUUGGAGCAAAAUUUCUCACUGAUAUUCUUUAAUAUUUGAUUUACUACUUUAGUAGUCUGUCUUUAGUUUAAAAAUAAGUUGUACUGCAAUAUGGCUCCUUAUAACCUUUGCUAAAAUUCUUGUUAUAUGUAAUAAAAAAUGUUUUGUGAUGUGAA
Molecule: messenger RNA, 2606 nt
Organism: Limulus polyphemus (Atlantic horseshoe crab)
Lineage: Eukaryota; Metazoa; Arthropoda; Merostomata; Xiphosura; Limulidae
Gene: Srp54
Product: serine/arginine-rich splicing factor 11-like
Exons: 14
Coding region: 188-2293 (701 amino acids)
Cellular component (GO): nucleoplasm
Molecular function (GO): RNA binding
Source: RefSeq, a predicted model, not a curated record